This is a messenger RNA of Benincasa hispida (wax gourd), 1614 nucleotides long. It is a transcript of the gene PRMT11, whose product is annotated as arginine methyltransferase 11. Gene Ontology annotation, biological process: peptidyl-arginine methylation, to asymmetrical-dimethyl arginine; chromatin remodeling. The record is from RefSeq and is a predicted model, not a curated record. Gene Ontology annotation, cellular component: nucleus. Gene Ontology annotation, molecular function: histone methyltransferase activity; protein-arginine N-methyltransferase activity. NCBI's taxonomy places the organism in Eukaryota, Viridiplantae, Streptophyta, Magnoliopsida, Cucurbitales, Cucurbitaceae.
CGCUACUUUAAAAGCACUCGCAGUCGCAACCGUGUAGUUUGAGCUCUACAGAGCAAAGCACUUCGCUAAAACCCUCCACAAGAAAAACCCUAAUCCAUCCUUUUACUCUCCCAACCAAUCCAUUAUGGGUCGCCGGAAAAAUGGCAAUCACACUCCAACCACCCUCAACGGCUUGCCUCAGCCUCAGGGUUCGAAGAUUUGCUUUGAAGACGAGGACGAAGCUCUGGUUGAAGAAACCACUGAGAGCUCCAACUUCGACGAGUCCAUGUGCGAAGCCGCCGACGACUCUAACAGAGUCACUGAAGACACCGCGUGCGAGCCCGGCCAGUCCUUCAAUGAUAAAGAUGAUAAAACCAGCGCUGAUUAUUAUUUCGAUUCCUACUCUCACUUCGGUAUUCAUGAAGAAAUGUUGAAGGAUACAGUUAGAACUAAGACGUAUCAAAAUGUUAUUUAUCAAAAUAAGUUUUUAUUCAAAAAUAAAGUAGUUCUUGAUGUGGGAGCAGGAACUGGCAUUUUGUCCCUAUUUUGUGCGAAGGCAGGAGCAGCGCAUGUUUAUGCUGUCGAGUGCUCCCAUAUGGCUGACAUGGCGAAAGAGAUCGUUGAAGCAAACGGAUUUUCUAAUGUUAUAACUGUUUUGAAAGGGAAGAUUGAAGAAAUUGAGCUUCCCGUCGCCAAAGUAGACAUAAUUAUUUCAGAAUGGAUGGGAUACUUCUUAUUGUUUGAGAAUAUGUUAAAUACAGUCCUAUAUGCUCGUGAUAAGUGGCUUGUUGAUGAUGGUAUUGUAUUACCGGACAAAGCUUCUCUAUAUUUAACAGCUAUCGAGGAUGCAGAUUAUAAAGAAGACAAGAUCGAGUUUUGGAAUAGUGUAUAUGGGUUCGACAUGAGCUGCAUCAAAAAGCAAGCCUUGGUGGAGCCUUUGGUGGACACUGUUGACCAGAAUCAAAUUGUCACCAACUGUCAGCUACUUAAGACAAUGGAUAUAUCGAAAAUGGCGCCUGGUGAUGCUUCCUUUACCGCUCCAUUCAAGCUUGUAGCAGAACGCGAUGAUUACAUUCAUGCUCUUGUAGCCUACUUUGAUGUAUCUUUUACCAAGUGCCAUAAGUUGACUGGAUUCUCGACUGGACCAAGAUCAAGAGCUACACAUUGGAAGCAAACAGUUCUAUACUUGGAAGAUGUUAUCACGAUUUGCGAGGGAGAGACUAUAACUGGGAGUUUGAAUGUUGCUCCAAACAAGAAAAAUCCUCGCGAUAUCGAUAUCGUUCUCAAAUACUCAUUCAAUGGACGUCGUUGCACAAUCUCGAAGACUCAACAUUACAAGAUGCGUUGAUUCUCAACAGUAUCUGCAAACUUGGCUUGUCUCUGAACACAAUCAAUGUCUUGAGUGUUGCUUUGCUACAUCCUCUUAAAGGGUUAGGUUUGGCAAUUACAACCGUAUUGACAUGCUUGUAUUCUUUUUGCCCAUCCGUAUGCUUUAAAUUCAAUCUAUAGAUUCCUCUUCUACUAUAUUGACAAUUCUUGAUGGCUGGUAUUUUGCUGAUGUGAGUGAGAAAACAAUUUAUAAUGACAUUUCCUAAAAAUGAAUGAAAAUAGAUCCCUAAAUUUACUUUCAUGAAA